AGAGAUAAGAUAAAUGUUUAUGAAAUGCUUGAGAUGGUUUAUCAAUAAAAACAAAUGUUUUUAAAUUGAAAAAUGAGCCAUGGAGUCAAUAUUAAAGCUUCGUCCUAUAUCAGAAAUAAACGAGAGCGCCUUCAAUACAGAAAAUUGCCCAACAAAAUCCUCAGAUGAACAAAUUGAUGUAGAACGACUAGUCUUGAAGAAAUACGGAGACUUACAGGCAAGAUUGAAAAUCAAUUCAAGCCUUCCUGAAUUGCUGAAAGAUCAACACAGGAGCUAUUUGUUUGACAACAUAAGCUACCUAUCCUCCAGAUAUGAGUGUUUGGAUGCAAGUCGACCAUGGCUGUGUUACUGGAUUCUCCACCCCCUGUCCCUUAUGGGGAUAACUUUGGACAACAGGAGAAAGGCCAGUAUCGCAAGGUUUUUAUCAAAGUGCCAGAAUCCGGACGGUGGCUUCGGCGGGGGCCCAGGACAGUUUUCCCACCUUGCAGCCACUUACGCUGCCGUUAACUCCCUAGUCAUUCUCGGGACAGAAGAGGCCCUGAACACAAUCAACAGAAAAACGUUGCAAGACUUCCUUUGGAGAGUGCGGCAGCCAGAUGGAUCUUUCGCCAUGCACGUGGGGGGCGAAGUGGACAUCAGAGGAGCGUAUUGCGCCCUGUCCGUGGCCAGUCUUGCGGGUGUGAUGACUCCGGAGUUGUUUGAUAGGACGGCGGAAUGGAUAGUCAGCUGUCAGACGUACGAAGGCGGGUUUUCCGGGUGCCCAGGCAUGGAGGCGCACGGAGGGUAUGCCUUUUGCGGGUUGGCUGCUCUGGUUAUAUUGAAUAAGGGCCACCUCAUCGAUGAACAAGCAUUACUGAGAUGGCUCGUGAACCGGCAGAUGAAGUUGGAAGGCGGUUUUCAAGGCAGGACUAAUAAAUUAGUAGAUGGUUGCUACUCCUUCUGGCAAGGGGGAGCUUUUCCUCUGCUGUACUCUUUACUCGACAAAGCCGGAAACAUGCCUUCCGACCAUCUCUUUAAUGAAUGUGCCCUACAAGAGUAUCUCCUGGUAUGUUGCCAAAAUCCAGAUGGUGGGUUGCUAGACAAACCAGGGAAACCUAGUGAUAUCUACCAUACGUGCUACACUUUGAGCGGGCUAUCAGUGGCUCAGCAUUUCAAAGGCAUUCGAGUGCUGAGCUCUCGGAAAAAUACAGUGAUGACGACGCAUUCUUUGUACAACAUAAGAACCGAUAUGGUCAGAAAGGCGUUGCUCCACUUCAACAACUUAGGUUUACCUGCAGAAAAGAACUCCACGUGACGACAGUUUUUUCUUAACAAAAUGAGUCAGUUCCAAUGCGGUGUGCUUCUGGGGCGCGUCUUUCAGAUUCUCACCCUCAGAGAUGUAUUUUGACGUAUUUUAUGAACCCGUUUUUAAAGGCAUUUCUAGAGAUAAGUCACAAUUAAUGUUUUAUUAUCGGAGUGCCGUUUUAUUCCAAGUACGUAGCUUCAAUGUGCCUCACUUUACUCAUAUUUGUAGCGGUUUACAAUAAAAUCUUUUAGUUGAUA
Leptinotarsa decemlineata (Colorado potato beetle) is the source of this 1542-nucleotide messenger RNA. It is a transcript of the gene Fntb, whose product is annotated as Farnesyl transferase beta subunit. Gene Ontology annotation, biological process: protein farnesylation. The record is from RefSeq and is a predicted model, not a curated record. NCBI's taxonomy places the organism in Eukaryota, Metazoa, Arthropoda, Insecta, Coleoptera, Chrysomelidae. Gene Ontology annotation, molecular function: protein farnesyltransferase activity. Gene Ontology annotation, cellular component: protein farnesyltransferase complex.